AUGGAAGCGGGUCGAUUCCGGGGUUGCCACGGGCUAGGAUACUGCCACUGGACUGGUGUCGAGGUAAGCUGGCGCGGCUGCAUUGUGGCCCGGUCGGGCGCGGCGCUAGCGCCUGCCUCUGCAACUGCUUCUGCCCGCGUCCGAUUCAAGAUGCGUUGUGCGAGUGCGUUCGUACACCACAGGGUGAACGCAGCUGGUCUGCAGAUAUGCUGGCUCCCCGGUACUACUGUGCGCGCACGGAAACACGCCAAUAAAGCGAGGUACUCUAACACAGAUCCCGGUGACUGCUUGCGACUUCGAAUGAUGUUCACGGACCGGUACGAUACAGGCGCGAUUACGACCUUCUAUGGCGUACCGCCACUAGCGCGCACCCACUGGCGCGCUCUCUGCUCCCAAGUUACUGCGCUACCAGACUACACUGACCUCGACGCGAUCAUUGAGACCUGCAGAAGCGCUAUCCCGGAGAACUCUGAACUCUGGGGAAGCAAGUCUGACGUGACGGAGCGCGGCCAAGCAGUGCAACAGUUUCUGCACAGGCUGCGGCGCGAGGAUCCGGAACGAUUGGCCAAAGAGAUCCUGCCGUCCAUGAUAAACCGGGAGAGGAAACGUUUCCUCAUGGGUACCAAAUUAACCGUUGCAGACGUCGUCGCCCUCUUUGCCGUUCGGCCGGUAAUUGCACGGUGGAAUCGUUCAUCGGAAACCAGGUACGAUUCGGAGGAGAUGCUGAAUCUCUGGGAUUGGUUUGAUUUCACACAGCACGCUGUGCAUGAAUUCGGCGACCAGGAGACGUUCCAUAUCGUGCUUCCGCCGGUGGCACACGCGCUCUUCGACUACGAGAUCCUGGAUUUGCAGGAUGAGGCGCUGAUCGAUAAGCUGUGGUCUCCGGACAGCGACAACCAGAAUGCGGGUGAAAUACGGCUCGUGUUUAGUUCCAUCCCAGACGAGGCAGCAUCAGAUGCCACAGCGGGAAUCACCUCUGCGGUGAAGGACAGCGAGCGCGAUAGCGGCGCAGGUGUGGGUGCUGGUUCAGGAACGAGGCGCAAAACCAAGGGCACUCGGGGCCGCCAGGCAUCAGCUGAUGCUAGCAGUCGAGCAGUGAGCAACGUGGACGACGAAGAGGCAGCAUUCGAGGCCGUUGCCAAUGCCGUUGACGUCAGCGGCGGCAUCGGUACCGCAAACGAAAGUGCAAAUGGGGCAAAACAAGUAAGCGCUUGGGGUAAGGCAACCACGAAGCAGCGCCGUAGCCAGGCAUCAGCGACUGGCGGUUCUGGACAAGCACAGGCGGCGGAUACGGCAUCGCUUGGAGAGCGGAAGCGCGCCACUGAUGAUGCCAGUGGUAACGACUCGGAAUACAAUAGCGUAUCGCCUCGACCUGCGCAGGCAAACGCCGCCGAUACCAUGUCGACCACAAAGGCUGCCUCAGAGGAUACAGAGACGCGCUCUGAACAAGUCGAUCACGAGACGCCUCCUGCGUCUAUGGAGAACGCAGCUCCCGCAAUGAAACUCUCAAAAACCAAGACUCCUGAAGCACCACCACCGAAAGCUGCUGGUCCAUCGCCCACAUCCACAAAAGAGGACCGGUCUCCGCUCGCUCGCGUCGAUAUUCGGGUCGGGGAGAUUCUCACUGCAAAGCCGCACCCCGAUGCCGACGCACUCUAUGUCGAGGAAAUCGAUAUUGGUCGAGACAGCGGUCCCGUUACGGUGUGCAGUGGCCUCCGCAAGUACAUCCCCGAUGCAGCAGAGCUACUCGGGCCGUGUAUCGUGGUGGCAAACCUCAAACCCGUGAAAAUGCGCGGUAUUGUUUCCGAGGCGAUGGUGCUCUGCGCCACCUCAGCCGACGGGACACAAGUGGAACUCGUCAAGCCGCCUCCUGGAGCCAAGCCCGGAGACCGCGUCUACUUUCCCGGUACAGAUGCAGACCGCGAUAACCAGCCGGAUGCGCAGCUGAAUCCGAAGAAGAAAAUAUUCGAGAAAGUUGCAGAACAUUUCCGCACGAGCACGGAUCCGUCUUGUGAGGCUCGUUACGGUGACAUUCCGUUUACGACGGAUAAAGGACCGUGUCGAGCCGCCACCAUUCAAGGAGGCACGAUUCGCUGA
This is a messenger RNA of Cyanidioschyzon merolae strain 10D, 2097 nucleotides long. Its product is annotated as tyrosine--tRNA ligase. The record is from RefSeq and is a predicted model, not a curated record. Lineage: Eukaryota; Rhodophyta; Bangiophyceae; Cyanidiales; Cyanidiaceae. Gene Ontology annotation, molecular function: tRNA binding. Bases 1 to 2097 code for a protein of 698 amino acids. The transcript has a single exon.